Messenger RNA from Porites lobata, 1210 nucleotides. Lineage: Eukaryota; Metazoa; Cnidaria; Anthozoa; Scleractinia; Poritidae. The record is from the annotation of a GenBank genome assembly.
AUGGUGUGCUGCAUGCUCAAGAGUGCAUCAGUGCAACUCCCCCCUGUCGUAUAAGCAAACUGUGUUGAACUCAGAUGCUGUUCGACAAUGUCUCGUGCAUGGGUGUUAAACACAGAUUUCUCAAACGCGUGUGCAAUUACAGGCGUGAUCUUAAUUCCUCUGAAGUCCUGCUUGCCCUUAGGGAUGUCGAUCUUAGGGAGGGGCGUCACGUGGGCCCUUUUCCACGAGGAGGGCCAUUGGCUAGUUUUCAGGGAAACAUUCCAGAUCUUAUGAAUGACACUUGUGAAGAUCUCAACGUGAUCCCUCCAAAUCCAAAAGGGAAUGAGGUCUGGUCCCAUAGCGGUUUUCUUCAGAUGUUGUAAGCAAUUCCACACGUGUCUUUCUGAUAUCUGAGGGGCUUCUAAGCUCUUAUCCACAAUAGCUGGUACAGGCUUCGUAUAUGCAUCAUCAGUGCACAAAUCGGCAAAGUAGUCGUUUAGCUCCUCCAGUGAUUUAGUGUCCAAUGUAACGUUAGCAGAAAUGCUGCAUCGUUGGGACAAAUUAUCUACGUGCUUCCACCAUUCUCUGGAUCCAACAGGUGCCUUUGCGAGUGUUCUUCUGUUCUUACUAAUCAAUUCGCUUAUUUUCCUGUUAAUCUCAGCCAGCCGAUCUUUAUUGCUUGGAGCUAUUCUUGACUUUACCCACAUUAACGAUUUUACUAAGGGUGUCAUCCAUACCGGAUCACACGGUGACAUCCGCACUGACCGCAAUGGCAUACCCUCAUCCAUGUGGUGUUUAAUUUUUGCUUCCAAAUUAUUCACUGCCUCCUCGAGAUCAUUUAAGUUUUAUCGAUGUUAUUGGGCGCACAUGUAAGCUUAUUUACAACUAUUAUCUGGUCCAUUUCUAGAUAACCAUUGGCACAAGAGUAUGCUCUGUACACUUUAAAGAAGCGGAUUUCAAGAGAACUUUAACAGGGAAGCUUGUUCUGAAGAAGCAUGCAGUUCCAAGUAUGCUUGGCUUGUCAAGAUCACCCAGAAAAAGAAAAUCUCUGAAAACGCGAGAACCACCACAUGCACGCCUGCGUUUAUUUGAUGUGAACAUGGCAUCGCCCCCAACUGUUCCCAUCACAAGUAAAUAUUGUCAGUGUAUUGUUGUCAGCAUUGUUUUAAACUUUUCUUGGUUAAAAUCGUGAAAUGAUCUGAGUUAUUUAGGUUUUUCAUUUAAUCCAUAG